GGUGUUUUAUAUUUCUGUUUAGAUAUUUAUGUGUCAAAGUCCUGAAUAUCUCUUGCAAAUGGAUAAUAUGAAUGGCUAAAAGUCAGUGUUUUGGAAUGCUGAGUUCUUAAUUUGUCAUCGAGUUUGUAUUUAUUAUGUUUCCUAUUACGAGGUCAAGCAAUGUAAAAGAUGUCAUCCAUGUUAAAGUUAAGAAAUACGCCGGUUAUUUCAACCCAGAAAGUAAAAGUUUUGCAGUGGAUCCACAUCUUACAACUUUUGAUGAUUUACAAAAUAUUUUAAUUCAAGCUUUUUCAUUAAAUGGACCAUUUCAUAUAACAUAUCUGUGUCGGGAUGAUGUGGGUGAAAAUGUUUAUUUAUCGAUGCUUACGGAUUGGGAUUUAGACGCUGCUUUUAUGACAUCAUCGGAUCCAUUUCUUAGACUAAAACUUGACGCAGAACCUUAUAAAGAUGGUUUGAUGUCAAAACUAUCCGACUGGGAGAAAUCUGAGUCACCAAACAACUUGCAAUCAAGUAUUGUGAAGCAUUUUAUACAACCCAUGACUAACAGUGUAAACACCAUACUCUCCCUACAAAACACACAACGUUCUUGGUCAAAUUCACUCGGUUUUGCUUUCAAUAAACUCACAGUAGGUUUGGGUUACAACCCAAAUAUCGAAGAAGAUGAAAUUUUCUUUCCCUCAAAACCCCCACUGGAUGAUGUUGAGUUUCGGACGUACUUGGAUGAAAACGGGGUCUUGGUAAAACCGGAAGAUCUUCGUCUUCGUGUUUAUCACGGAGGAGUUGCUCCUGCUCUUCGGAAGGUAGUUUGGAGGAUGUUGCUCAACAUCUUCCCCAUUCAUCUUACAGGGAAGGAGAGGAUUGAAUACAUGAAGAGGAAAACAAGUGAAUAUGAACAACUGAGAUCAAAAUGGCAAGCACAAGCUGAUCUUGAUAGAGUUAAACAAUUAUCUAACAUGGUAUGGAAGGAUGUGCUAAGGACAGACAGGACACACCCUUACUAUAGUGGAGCGGAUGACAAUCCCCACACAGUGGCAUUAAUGAACAUUCUCACAACUUAUGCUCUAACUCAUCCCAAAGUAUCUUACUGCCAAGGAAUGAGUGAUAUUGUAUCUCCCAUACUAGUUGUAAUGAACAACGAAGCACAAGCUUAUAUUUGUUUCUGUGGAGCCAUGACAAGAAUCCAGGAAAACUUCUCAAGAGAUGGGCUUACAAUGUCAACCAAGUUCAAGCACUUGGCAAUGCUUACAGCUCACUACGACAUUGAGUUCUUCAACUACCUUCAAUUACUUGGGGCUGAUACAAUGUUCUUUUGUUAUCGAUGGUUAUUACUUGAGUUGAAACGAGAAUUUAACUUUGAAGAUGCAAUAACUGUGUUAGAGGUGAUGUGGAGUUCAUUGCCUCCACAACCUCCAGAGAACGAUCUUUCUCUCCAUGAUGAACAGAUCGAUGCUCGGAGUUUCUGUGACUCCAACAUCGCUCCUGGAGGAACAAAAUCCUCCCCAGAAAGCUCCUCCUCUUCUUUUAACUCCUCCGAGAGCGUGGAUGUACCUGGAGAAUAUGUGGGAGUGAUUGAAUACUCCACAUGCCCGGAGAAUGUUCUUCGUCUUCGAAAACCUCCCAUCAGUGCUAAGACCUCUGUUGGAAGUCCUCCAAAAGCAUCAGAUUCGUUCCUAGAUGAAGAGACGAGCAAUCUCCCGCCUCCUGAAGAUCUUGGAUGCGGGAAUCCUUUCCUCCUGUUCAUAUGUCUCACUCUGCUCCUGGAGGAGCGUGAUAAAGUGAUGAGCACAGAGUGCGAGUAUGAUGAUCUCGUGAUGCAUUUUGAUCGCCUCGUACGAGGACACAGUCCACGCAAAGUCCUUUCUAAAUCAAUGAAGCUUUUUGCCGAGUAUUUACGCUCCGAAUCACGACAUGGCAUGAAAACAUGAUCCUGCAUUUGAAAUGCAAAUUACCAUAGUACUACCAUUAUGCCUUCAUCUUCAAAGUAGUGCUUCUAGCUACACAAUGUGGUGCAAUAGUAUUUAAAUUAACCAAGUAUAGAGUUAUGCACUUUCAAUCACGCAACACAUAGUCACAAACUCGUUUUUGCCGAAUCGUGUCAAAUUUUUAAGUUUUUGCACAUUUUUAGUUUGUUUAUUCGCUUUACCUUUGUCCUGCUUUGAAUAGUUACAGAUUAUUCUGUAGUUAAGUUUCUUCACUGCUUUGUAAGCAUGGUGGAACCUUGGUACGUAUGCAAGAAUGAUACAACAAAUUAUACAUCAUUACAAAUACCUACU
Ciona intestinalis (vase tunicate) is the source of this 2273-nucleotide messenger RNA. Lineage: Eukaryota; Metazoa; Chordata; Ascidiacea; Phlebobranchia; Cionidae. The record is from RefSeq and is a predicted model, not a curated record.